Molecule: messenger RNA, 1295 nt
Organism: Rubroshorea leprosula
Lineage: Eukaryota; Viridiplantae; Streptophyta; Magnoliopsida; Malvales; Dipterocarpaceae
Source: the annotation of a GenBank genome assembly
AGGAAGAGAGGGUUAGGGCGGAAGUGGAAUUCAAUUUCAAUCCCACCGCUGGCGCUGCGACAGCACAAGUCUACCAGCGGGAGAAGAAGUAUAUACAUACCGAGAUAGGGUUAGGGUUUAGUUUUGGAAGGUAAGAUAUGGUGAAGCUCACCGCCGACCUGAUUUGGAAAAGCCCUCACUUCUUCAAUGCCCUCAAGGAGCGAGAAUUGGAUCUUCGAGGUAACAAGAUUGCUGUAAUCGAGAACCUGGGUGCUACAGAGGAUCAAUUUGACACCAUUGAUUUGUCUGACAAUGAGAUUGUCAAGCUGGAAAACUUUCCAUAUCUUAAUCGGUUGGGUACUUUGCUUAUAAACAACAAUCGGAUUACUCGAAUCAAUCCAAACAUUGGAGAGUUCUUGCCAAAAUUACAUUCCUUAGUUCUGACCAACAAUCGUCUUGUCAACUUGGUGGAAAUUGAUCCUCUUGUGUCUCUCCCAAAGUUGCAAUUCCUUAGCCUGUUGGAUAAUAACAUCACAAAAAAACCUAAUUAUAGGUUGUAUGUGAUUCACAAGCUAAAAUCUCUUCGUGUUUUGGAUUUCAAGAAAGUGAAAGCCAAGGAGAGAUUAGAAGCAGAAAAUCUUUUUUCAUCUAAAGAAGUUGAAGAGGAGGCUAAGAAAGAAUCUGUUAAGACAUUCACUCCAGGAGAGGUACCAAAUGUUUUAGAAGUUGCAGAGGAACAACAGACCCCAAAAGUGGUUGCUCCCACUCCUGAGCAAAUUAUAGCUAUUAAGGCUGCCAUUGUGAAUUCCCAGACUCUGGAAGAGGUUGCAAGGCUUGAAAAGGCAUUGAAGACUGGUCAGCUUCCUGCAGACUUGAAAAUCCCAGGUGACGAUGGUGGUGCCCAAAGUGUGCAGGAAAAAGAUGAUAAAAUGACCUCUGAUAGUCAAAAGGAGCCUAAUUUUGAAACAGAAAAGAUAGAAGAACUGAGGAAGGAUGAACCUGAUCUUAUGGAAGAGGAAUAGGAUGGCUGGACAAAGCUUCUUGUGUUAAUCUCUCAGUGGGUGGAUGGUUUCGCGCUGGAGGAAUUUGGUUUAAAUAUGAAAUGUUAAGCUAUUAGGAAUUCUGUGUCCCCAAACCGUAAUGUAUUUUGUUGAUGAGAACACUUCCCUUGCCCUUUUUUCUUCUGGUAACUGAGAAUAGAGAAAAGAGUUGUUGUAAUCCCUCUCAAAGUGUAGGCAUAUUUUUGGAUGUAAACAGAUGUUCCAUUACAUCUCAUCUUUUAGCUAAUUGAACCAUAAUAAUGUUUCAUUUGAGGG